This is a messenger RNA of Austrofundulus limnaeus, 1344 nucleotides long. RefSeq names its product dynein axonemal assembly factor 4 (gene dnaaf4). Gene Ontology annotation, biological process: epithelial cilium movement involved in extracellular fluid movement; outer dynein arm assembly; heart development. Lineage: Eukaryota; Metazoa; Chordata; Actinopteri; Cyprinodontiformes; Rivulidae. Gene Ontology annotation, molecular function: nuclear estrogen receptor binding. The record is from RefSeq and is a predicted model, not a curated record.
GUGAACUUCCCUCCUCACCUGUUCGAGGCCUUCUUCUUCCAGCCGGUCAACGACGAGCGAAGCUCCGCCAAGAUCGGAAACGGAGUCGCCGUCUUCACUUUACCUAAAAGAACCCCGAGGAUCUGGGAGCGUCUGAUGCUGAACACAGAUAAAGAAACCAAGAGGACCAUCAGAGACAGAGCUCUGACCGCACAGCAGCAGAAACUCUCUGCAGAGUCCAAACAGAGAGCAGAGAAACAACAAGCAGACAGGAAAUACACUCUGGAGACCAUGAUGAAGCUGCAGAACCAGGAGAGAGACCGGAUCCAGAGGAUGAAGGAGGCAGAGCGAGACAGAACCACAGCAGAGCUGGCAGCAUGGCAGAACCAUCUGAACCGGGCCAGAGCCAGUGCUACCAGACCAGAACCUGGACCCUCAGAACCAGAACACACAGAACCUGGACCCUCAGAACCAGAACACACAGAACCUGGACCUACAGAACCAGGAAGGAACCAGCUGGUCCGCAGAGACGCAGAGAAGAAGAACUCAGCAGAAGUUCCUCCUCCGAGGCCCGGCAGAACCAUUCGGGUCACCUUCACCCCUCGAGAAUUCCCGACCCCUCUGAGAGAGUCCCAGGUCAAGGAGGAGGAGGAGUGGCUCAGGAAACAAGCCGAAGCCAGUCGAGCACUCGAGUCAGACCUUAACGAGCUGAAGGACCUGAGAGAGGAGGAGAGGAACCCCGAGUGGCUAAAGGACCGAGGCGAUAAGUGUUUUCUGAGUGGAGACCACCUGGGAGCCCUGAACGCCUACAGUCUGGCCCUGAGGAUCAACAGGAAGUCCCCCGCUCUGCUCUCCAACAGAGCCGCCGUCCACCUGAAGCUGAAACACCUGCACAGAGCCAUCGAGGACAGCUCCCAGGCGUUGGACCUGUUGUCUCCAGCUGUCCAUGCUAACGCUGCAGCCAGACUUCGAGCCAGCGUUCGUCGAGGAACUGCUUUCUGUCAGCUGCAGCUCUACGCUGAAGGGCUACAGGACUACGAAGCUGCUCUGAAGAUCAACCCUCAUAACAAGGAGCUGCAGGAGGACGCCCAGAAGAUCAGAGACAUUAUCCAGGGUUCAGCUACUGGACAGAGACAGGAUGCAUGAGACAGGAUGAGACACAAGACAUGAGACAUGAUGAGACAUGAUGAGACACGACAUGAGACAUAAUGUGACACAAUGAGACAUGAUGAGACACAAUGAGACAUGAGACACAAUGAGAUACAAUGAGACACAAGACAUAAGACUUGAUGAGACACAAUGAGACAUGAGACACGAGACAUGAUGGGACACAAGACAUAAUGAGACAUGAGACACAAUGAGACA